CACAGGCAUAUAAACAGUCUCUAAAGAGGAAAAGCGCACAUUUCUUCAGCUUACUUCGACUACCAUGGACCUGAAAGUGGCUGCGGUGACCUUGUGUCUGUGCGCUUUGGCCUUCCACUCGACUGAAGGCGGCUUCCCGAAAUGCUGCGUGAAAACCAGAGACUCCGUCCCCCGAAUUAAACUCAUGAUGGUCAGAAAAUGGCACAUGCAAGAAAGCAGCGGCCCCUGUGACAUCAACGCAUUUGUCCUUUACGUGGCGGGCAGGAAGAAGCCAAUCUGUGCUCAUCCCAAAGUGAGGAUUCAUCUGAAGCAAGUUCGGCGGCAGAUAAUGCAAAUGAAGCUGAGGAAGAUCGCUGAAAUGCAGUGAUGUUAUUUUGCUCUCAUCCAUGGUGGAAAAUAACCAACCUUGGCGUCUGAUAAUGAACCCAUUGUAACUGAUUAGUUACAUUCCUGUUCUUAACUGCUCCCACUGAUACUGCCCGGGGCUUGAAACGCUUUUGGCUCAAAUGUUACCUUUUUUUUUUUUUUUUUUUUAAACCUUGCCAAACGCACUGUUUU
Messenger RNA from Entelurus aequoreus (snake pipefish), 558 nucleotides. It is a transcript of the gene ccl27a, whose product is annotated as chemokine (C-C motif) ligand 27a. The transcript has 3 exons. Gene Ontology annotation, cellular component: extracellular region. Gene Ontology annotation, molecular function: chemokine activity. Bases 65 to 367 code for a protein of 100 amino acids. The record is from RefSeq and is a predicted model, not a curated record. NCBI's taxonomy places the organism in Eukaryota, Metazoa, Chordata, Actinopteri, Syngnathiformes, Syngnathidae. Gene Ontology annotation, biological process: immune response.